AUGGAGAAGCCUAUGGGAACAAAGUUCGGCGAGGGCACAUCUGCCGAAGCCGAAACCGCAGUGACCCACGAAGAGAACGCCCUUCACGAAGACGUGUACGAUGUUUUGCAAAACAAGAGGCUCAACAGAAUCCUCGACCUAAGGAUAAUCCCGCUAUGCUGCUGGCUAUACCUCUUGAACUUCCUCGACAGAGGCAACAUCGGCAAUGCCCGGGUCCUCAACCAGGAAACAGGAGACGACAUGCUGCACCGCACACGCAUGACCUCGACAGACUACGCGAUAACGCUGACGGUGUUCUCCCUCGCCUACGCCUUGUUUGAGGUACCCUCAAACUGGGUCAUGAAGCACCACGUCCGCCCGUCUGUGUGGCUGGCCCUGCUCCUCGGGUGCUGGGGCGUAGUGACGAUAGGUUUCGCCGGGGUCCAGAACUACGCGACCGUCCUCGCCCUGCGCCUGCUCAUAGGCGUCUUCGAGGCCGGGUUCUUCCCCGGCAUCGUCUACCUCAUCACCAUCUGGUACCGCCACAACGAACGCGCGCUGCGGAUCGCCAUGGUGAUUGCCUUCUGCAAUCUUGCUGGUGCAUUCGGCGGUGCUAUCGCGUACGGAAUUGGGCACGCCAACGGGGCUGCUGGCCUGCAGGGGUUCCGGUGGCUGUUCAUCAUCGAAGGGCUGAUCACGGUCGUGAGCGUGCUGCCGACUUUGCUCAUCCUGCCAGACUAUCCUGCUCGUGCCAAGUUCCUGACGGCGGAUGAUAAAAGGCUGGCUGUGGAUCGGCUCAGGGAGAGGGGCGGCGGGUACAACAGAGAGCAUGCGACGAGGAAAGAGAUCAUGGCGACUUUUGUGAGCCCGCGAAUGUUGGCACAUUAUGUUGCGUAUAUUGCGAAUGUGGUUCUCCAGGGAUCCUUCACCUUCUAUUCUCCGACAAUUGUCACGGGUCUUGGAUACAAGUCCAUCCAGGCGCAGCUCAUGACAGUUCCUCCAUGGUGCAUCGGCUUCUGCGUUGCCAUUAGUCUCUCCUAUUCGGCCGACCGCUUCGAUGCCCGAGGCUGGCAUAUCGUGGGGGCAUCAGUUGUUGGAGGCGCCGGCUGGCUCACUGCGGGCCUUCUGCCCCAUGACGCCUACAUACAGCGAUAUGGCUGCCUCUGCUUGGCUGCGGCCGGCGCAUUCCCUUGCGCUCCCGCAAUGACAAACUGGGUUACGUGCAACACACCCAGUCUGCUGACUAUCCCAUUCGCCAUCGCUGUGCAUAACUCAUGUGCUGGGAUCGGCCAGAUCAUUGCACAGUGGAUCUGGAAGCCGGCCGAGGCUGCUCAGGGCUACCCCACUGGGAACUUCACUUGUGCGGCCUGCUGCUUCUUCGUUGCUUUCAUGGCGGCCGGCCUUCGGCUCCUCUAUGCCAAGAUGAACAGAGAUGGGAUCCGCGAUGCCAGGGGCGAGAAGAGGGUCUGGUCCUACUGA
This is a messenger RNA of Diaporthe batatas, 1458 nucleotides long. RefSeq lists its product as uncharacterized. Gene Ontology annotation, biological process: transmembrane transport. Gene Ontology annotation, cellular component: membrane. The transcript is spliced from 5 exons. The record is from RefSeq and is a predicted model, not a curated record. Lineage: Eukaryota; Fungi; Ascomycota; Sordariomycetes; Diaporthales; Diaporthaceae. Bases 1 to 1458 code for a protein of 485 amino acids. Gene Ontology annotation, molecular function: transmembrane transporter activity.